Vitis riparia (riverbank grape) is the source of this 2684-nucleotide messenger RNA. Its product is annotated as cysteine-rich receptor-like protein kinase 2. The transcript is spliced from 7 exons. Bases 453 to 2492 code for a protein of 679 amino acids. Lineage: Eukaryota; Viridiplantae; Streptophyta; Magnoliopsida; Vitales; Vitaceae. Gene Ontology annotation, biological process: protein phosphorylation. Gene Ontology annotation, molecular function: ATP binding; protein kinase activity. The record is from RefSeq and is a predicted model, not a curated record.
GGAUCCCAAUUUAGAAAUUAAUAUUCAAAUGACACCCAGCAAUAAACUCAACCAUUAGCCAACAACAUUGACUACAGCCCAACAGAAACGUGUCCUCUCUUCCUUUUGAAAGUCGUAUCAUUUUCAAGUUCUCAUUUUUGAAAAUGAGAAUUUUCUUGAUGUGUUCACUUGAAUCGCCAUCCUUCGCCUCUCAUCCAAUUCCUGAUCAACGCUCAUUCAAUUCAUGGUGGCAGGUGGUCGGUAUUGGGUGCUGUCUCUCUCUCUCUCUCUCUCUCUCUCUAUAAUGAAGGGAAAAAUUGAUGGGUGCUCCACCAAUAAAACCAGCCAAAAAGAAAUAAGAAAAUGAGGCAAUGAGACGAGGCUGAGAAAACAAUAUUUUGAAAUUACAGUUGAUGAAAAAGGCGAGGUGGCCCCCAUCAUUAGCCUCCAAAGUCAUCUAACCUUCCCAGAGGAUGUUUGAAAAAAAGAGGCUAAGACACGGAGCAUAUUUCAUUCUACCCAAAAGCCUGAACUCCAUUCUCAUCCACUUUCUCAGACCAUCUCCACAAAUGGUCUCAUCCAUCUCCACCUUGGUCCUCCUCCUUGCCACCAUUUCUUCGGUCACUGCCGCCACCGCAAAUGACAAUUACACCACCCUGCUCAGCCUCAACUGCAACGGUACUAGAGCUGUCAAUACCCAAUCAUUCGAUGUGAAUUUUGUGGAUGCCAUGGAAAUUAUAUCUCAGGAAAUUGCCAGCUCCGGUUUUGGCAUGGCGGAAUCCGGUGAAAACGCUACGGACAAGGCUUAUGGGCUCGGACAGUGCCUGAAUUACCUCUCUAAUGUAGAUUGCAGGCUCUGUUAUUCACAGAGUAGGGUCCAGCUUCCACUUUGCUUGCCAUCAACUUCUGCCCGGGUUUACCUUAAUGGUUGCUUCCUAAGGUAUGGAAACUACAACUUCUCUGAAGAAGCCGUGGAUGAUUUGGAUUCUGUGGCUUGUGGGUCUUCGGGGAAUGUAACAGAGGUUGGAUUCAGAGACGGGGCUAAUGGGCUGAUUCAGAAUUUGACAAAUGGUGCUUAUGAAGAUAAAGACUAUUACAAAGAAGGGAAUGCUACGAUUUCUUUGGAUGUCAAAAUUUAUGGAGUUGCUCAAUGUUGGAAAUCUCUGAAUAGAAGUGGGUGCAGAGAUUGUCUGGAAAAAGCAAGAGAGAAAAUAGUUGGUUGUUUUCCUGCUUCUGAGGGAGCAGCUUUGAAUGCUGGGUGUGUUGUUAGGUAUUCAAUGAAUCCAUUUUAUGUGGCAUCCUCACCCAGCAGUGGUUCUUCUUCAGCAACUCGUCGUCGUGUGCUGGUUGCAACGUUAUCGAUUAUUGCUGCAGUUUUGGUUAUAGGGGCAGCUAUUCUUUGGGGAAGAAGGCGACCUCCUACCAAUGGUGAUAGUGAAAACCCUGAUGGCAGCUCAGAAAUCCUCAGAUUGAUUUCAGAAUCCCAUCUCAGUUUCAAGUAUGAUGACCUGAGAAAAGCAACAAAGGACUUUGAUCUGGGAAACAAGAUAGGCCAAGGGGGAUAUGGUUCAGUUUAUAAGGGAACCCUACCUGAUGGGAGGGAAAUUGCGGUCAAGAGACUCUUCAUCAAUACAACACAAUGGCUGGAUCAGUUCUUCAAUGAAGUAAAUCUAAUCAGCCAGGUUCAACACAAAAACCUUGUUAAACUUCUUGGCUGCAGUGUAGAAGGCCCUGAGAGCCUCUUGGUCUAUGAAUACCUCUGCAACACCAGCCUUGAUCGCUUUCUAUUCGAUUCAUUUAGGAAGAAAGCUUUGGAUUGGGGGAAGAGGUCCGAUAUCCUUGUUGGUACAGCAGAAGGACUAGCUUACCUCCAUGAAGCUUCUGAGGUCAGGAUCAUUCAUAGAGAUAUCAAAGCUAGUAAUAUUCUUCUAGAUGAAAGGCUGAAGCCAAAAAUCGCAGAUUUUGGGCUUGCAAGGUACUUUGCUGAGGGUCAGAGUCAUCUCAGCACGGGUUUAGCCGGAACUCUGGGUUACAUGGCUCCUGAAUACGUCGUUCAUGGGCAGUUAACAGAGAAGGCCGAUGUCUACAGCUAUGGAAUACUUGUUCUGGAAGUACUCACAGGCAAGAAAAGUAAUAGUUCCGUAUCAUCGUCUACUGAAAGCCAAUCCCUCAUUUCCCAGGUAUGGGGCCAUUUCAAUACGAAAACACUGAUUCAAGUACUUGAUCUUGAUCUUCAAGACCAGUGUUCUGAAAAAGAAGCUAUAAAUGUGUUCCAAAUAGGACUGCUCUGCACACAAGCAUCCCCUAAUCUUCGGCCACCAAUGUGGAAGGUAGUUGAGAUGCUGACAAGUAAAUCUAAAGAUCUUCCAUCCCCCACACAGCCUCCUUUUGUAAACGUCAAGGGUAUUGAACUCAGGAGCAGCGGCUCUGAGAGCUCGAUGAAGGGCUCAUCAUCUUCAAAGUUCCCGGUUUCGAUGAACCGGAUGUCAAUGAGUAUUAUGCAAGGAAGAUGAUCUUGAAUAGGCAGCAGAAUCCUAACUACAGAUCUUGAGGCAAUUGCCCUUUGAAUUGGGGUUGGUUUUUGGCAUACAGGAGAGAAAAAAGGCAGGUAUUCCCUUUUUUACCACCUGUUUUGAGCAGCUGGGUACGAAACUACUAAUAGCCAAUUAAUAAUCAGAUUCAUUCAUAGUUGAGUUUACUUGUCA